AUGCGCUGCCAUCAACGAACUAAUGCUGAACGAACCCAUACGAGCACCACUGAAGAGCCCGCAAAAGAUCUUGGACAUCGGAUGUGGAACUGGGCUUCAGACGAACAUCCUGGCGAAGAUGUAUCCCAACGCAACCAUCAUUGGUCUCGAUAUGUCGCCCGUCCCAGACCUCCGCCCAAGCCAGACAAUGUCAUCUACAUCCUCGGCGAGUUCAACGAGCUCAUGAAGAACGGCCACGAGCUUCUCGAGCCGGGGACGUUCGAUCUCGUCUAUCAGAAAAUGCUCGUCAUGGGCGUCACCUCCCGGCCCCAGCAUCUGCAGCUCGUCAAAUCAUUCCUGAAACCCGGCGGAUACUUCGAAAGCCAAGAGAUGGAUUUCUGGAAAAUCUACGACAAGAACAACAAGCUCGUUUCGCAAGAUUGGAAGUUUUUGGAAGUUUCGUUGCGAGCACCCGCAGAGCAGGGGAUCAAUCUCAAGGCGGGAGAGAUCUUGCCGGGACAUUUGGAGGAGGCACGAUUCGAGGAUGUGGAGCAGAAGAGAUUUCCAAUGGCGUUUCAGACGGGUUGGAGAGAGAGGCCGGAGACGGAGACUAUGGCGAAGUAUUUGAAUUGGGCGUGUCGUCCUUGGUGGUAUCGCUACUUUGAGAAAGGUGCGAGAGAGGGUGAAGAUGCGGAUGCUUUGUCGAAGGACUUUCAGAGUAAAGUUUUGGAUGGUGAGAUAGGACUGCAUGGUCAUGUGGUGGUGACUCUUGGCAGGAAAUUUUAA
Zasmidium cellare ATCC 36951 is the source of this 765-nucleotide messenger RNA. RefSeq lists its product as uncharacterized. The record is from RefSeq and is a predicted model, not a curated record. The coding region runs from base 1 to 765 and encodes 254 amino acids. Lineage: Eukaryota; Fungi; Ascomycota; Dothideomycetes; Mycosphaerellales; Mycosphaerellaceae. The transcript has a single exon.